UCUCAACCCAAAGCUUCUAGCAAGCGCAUCCCACCUUUCAAAAAGAGAAAAAAAGAACACAAGACACUCACUGUGUGUCCAUGUUUUCCCUGUCAUCUUUAUACACAUAUCUGAUCAAACCCGAGAGCUGCCAUCCACAACGACGAGGUCACACGGAGGAAUUUCUGCUGCAAUUUUAAACGAAGACACUGGAAGACUCCCUCUGCACAGCCUAUAGCUUCUUCUCUCGUCACUAUGUGCUCUAAAACCACCCAAUAAAGUCCUGCUUUUUGCACAUUUGUUGCUCUGUCUUACACAUAAACGUUUUCAGAGAAACAAAAAAAGACAAGAAAAGAAAAAAACAUCGGUCAUGUUUCUCACCUGCCAGGCAUCCCUUGUCUCAUCGUUGCACGGACUCUACUGACGUUCAAGAGACAGAACGAGAACACACUCCGCAACUUUGCCUUAUUUUUUUCCUCAGAAGUUACCAUCAGAUUGAUUGAAUUCGGAGACAGACAUUCGUUUCCAUUAUUUUUUUUUUCUGCUCAUAAAAUAUCUGAUCGUUUCUUUCGGUUUUAAGUUUCAUCACCGAGGCGAAACGGCGGCUUCAGUUGAUUAUUUUUCUUUUCUUUGCUAUCCUAUGGAUAUUCACUGCAAAGCAGACCCCUUCUCAGCGAUGCACCGGCAUGGGGGUGUAAACCAGCUAGGAGGGGUGUUUGUGAACGGCAGACCCCUACCUGAUGUGGUAAGACAGAGGAUUGUAGAGCUCGCGCACCAGGGAGUGCGACCCUGUGACAUCUCAAGGCAGUUGCGGGUCAGCCAUGGUUGUGUCAGCAAAAUUCUCGGCAGGUAUUACGAGACUGGCAGCAUUAAACCUGGAGUUAUUGGUGGUUCGAAACCUAAAGUGGCAACUCCAAAAGUUGUGGAAAAAAUUGCAGAAUAUAAACGCCAGAACCCAACAAUGUUUGCCUGGGAGAUCAGAGACAGGCUUCUGGCAGAAGGCAUCUGUGACAAUGACACUGUUCCCAGUGUAUCAUCCAUCAACAGGAUUAUUCGGACCAAAGUUCAACAGCCUUUCCAUCCAUCACCAGACGGAACUGGAACACCACUCUCAACACCAGGUCACACUAUAGUUCCAAGCACGGCAUCUCCACCAGUUUCCAGUGCUUCAAGUGAUCCAGUGGGCUCCUAUUCUAUUAAUGGCAUUUUGGGAAUUCCACGGUCAAAUGGAGAAAAAAGAAAACGAGAUGACGAUGGUUCUGAUGGUUCUGGCCCAAACAGUGACUCUCAGGGUAGUGUUGACAGUUUACGCAAGCACCUAAGGGCUGAUGCUUUCACCCAGCAGCAACUAGAAGCUUUAGAUCGUGUUUUUGAAAGGCCUACAUACCCAGAUGUCUUCCAAACAUCUGAACACAUUAAAUCAGAACAGGCAAAUGAAUAUUCUCUACCAGCACUGAAUCCGGGACUAGAUGAAGUAAAGUCUAGUUUGUCCGCCGCUGGCAGCCAAGAUUUAAGUUCAAACGUUUCUCAAAGUUACCCAGUAGUGACAGGUCGAGACAUGGCCAGUACCACACUACCUGGGUAUCCUCCACACGUUCCUCCAACCGGUCAAGGCAGCUAUCCAACGUCUACACUUGCUGGAAUGGUACCUGGAAGUGAAUUUUCUGGCAAUCCAUAUACCCAUCCGCAGUAUACGACUUACAAUGAAGCUUGGCGAUUUAGCAACCCAGCACUAUUGAGUUCCCCUUAUUAUUAUAGUGCCGCAUCCAGGGGCGCCGCACCUGCCACUGCUUCCACUGCCUAUGACCGCCACUAGUUACCACAGAAACCAAAUGAAACUACAGGACGAUGGGUACGGCCUCCAUAUUGUACCAGUGUGAACGACAUUAAAAUCCAAGGGAUGGAAGAUAACAACCAAAGCUUCCUACUUCUCUUGCAUACAAUGUGAAGGAUGGACAUUAGAAGACUUCACACACCAUUCAGCCUGGCAACCAUUAACACCCCUGUUCUAAGUUUUGGUCUGCAAUCUCUUAAAAUUAAAAGAAUUGAAAAAAUAUCUGAGACUUUAAUUUAAAAGAAAUAAAAGACAAAGGAAGAAAAAAUGGCAGAUGCUAAGAAAGUGACUUGCUUCUAUCUCCUCUUGGAUCAAUACAUUCCUGGACUUCAGUGAGGUGUCUUCUAAGGAGUUUCUGAAAGGAUCAGAGCUGAAAGCAGUAGUUUACUCCAAAGUAGCAAUUCUGCGUAAAUCUCUGGACACGUGCUAUUCCUUGUUUACAGUUCAUGAGAGGAUCAUUAUAAAAUUGUCAGCCAUUUAAGAAGACUGGAGAGGGUGGUAUGCAACUUAUUUGUUCCACUCCCUUUUGUCAAUGCAUUAAAAAAAAACAUCUUUUAAAAAGAAUAUAUAUAUAAAUAUAUAUAGAGAGAAAGAUAGGUCUAUCUGCUUGACGAUACCAUAAGAAGGUUAAGGUGGACAUGUUUUCUGUGAUACACAAUCAAAUGUAAAAUAAGCAAGCCAUGAAACACCAUGGUCUUCUACCAACAAAAAAUUAAAUAAGUGAAUAAAUAUUAAGUUAAGUUUUUAUUAUUAUUAUUAUUAUUAUUGUUAUUAUUAUUAUUACUGUUAUUGUUAAUAUUGAUAACAUGAAGGUCUGUAUAAAUGUUAGGGAUCCAUUUGUUUUGGCUUUUCCUUCUUUUCUUUAAUAAUCAAGACAAGUGAUCUUCAAGAGAGUCCAUGCAAUAUCUGAUCCUUAUUUGUACUUAUUUUUGCACUAUUAUAUUAAGGUCUGAAGGUAUAGGAAACAAACUCUGAGUUCACUGACGGUAAAUAUUUGUUCUAAUGUGGGAUAGUAUGAAUUACCAGGCUUUAUCACUACAGAGAGAUAAAGGGGUGUUCAGCUAAAGUUUGUCAUUAGUGAGAGCUGGCACUUAAAGAACCUCCUUAAACAAGUUUACAAUUGAUUAUCUGUUUCAUUACAGUGGUUUAUAAAUACAUGCUCAGAUUUUAUAUAUCUAUAUUAUUUUUUAAACUGGUCUUUUUUUAAACCUGUCCCUUACAGUUGGUUCUAAGCAGAGUCAAACUUUCAAAUUUUUUGGCAUAGCAUUAUAGCUUAAUGAAUAGCAAAACGAUAAAAAAUAAGUUAUUUGCACUUAUGAAUGUAAAUUCAUAUAUCAUUUAUUUGGCAACAUACCAUUGAAUCCUAAAAGCCCCUUUAAAAAAACAACAAAAAAAAAAAAAAA
Messenger RNA from Polypterus senegalus (gray bichir), 3216 nucleotides. RefSeq names its product paired box 2a (gene pax2a). Bases 620 to 1795 code for a protein of 391 amino acids. Gene Ontology annotation, biological process: regulation of transcription by RNA polymerase II; anatomical structure development. Gene Ontology annotation, molecular function: RNA polymerase II cis-regulatory region sequence-specific DNA binding; DNA-binding transcription factor activity, RNA polymerase II-specific. The record is from RefSeq and is a predicted model, not a curated record. NCBI's taxonomy places the organism in Eukaryota, Metazoa, Chordata, Cladistia, Polypteriformes, Polypteridae. The transcript is spliced from 10 exons.